AUGGAUACAAGGGGCUCCAAAGCAAUUACGGCAAUGGAUAUGUCAAGGAUCUCGCUGCGGCCAUUCAAGUUGACCGACGCCGACGACUUCUUGUCAUGGGCAGGAGACGAUCAAGUGACUCAGAACCUGCGGUGGAAGACUUGUGGUUCUAAGGAAGAGGCAUUGGCUUUCAUCAGAGAUGUUUGCAUACCUCAUCCAUGGCGACGCUCAAUAUGCCUCGAUGACCGUUCGAUCGGCUUUGUUUCAGUGUUUCCAUGGUCUGGCGAUGAACGUUGCAAGGCGGAUAUUGGUUAUGCUAUAGGAGCCAAGUACUGGGGCCAGGGGAUUGCCACAAAAGCAGUGAAGAUGGCUGUGUCACAAGUGUUCAAGGAUUUGCCUCACUUGCUAAGGCUACAAGCUUUCACUGUUGCGGAGAAUAAGGCUUCUCAGAGGGUACUGGAAAAGGUUGGGUUCCAAAGGGAAGGCCUGCUCAGGAAGUACACUUAUCUUAAGGGCAGUGUCAGGGAUCUGGUCAUCUGUAGUCUUCUAUCUACUGAUAAUAUCGAUCAUUCAUAA
Messenger RNA from Neltuma alba, 555 nucleotides. RefSeq lists its product as uncharacterized. The coding region runs from base 1 to 555 and encodes 184 amino acids. The record is from RefSeq and is a predicted model, not a curated record. Gene Ontology annotation, molecular function: acyltransferase activity, transferring groups other than amino-acyl groups. The transcript is spliced from 2 exons. NCBI's taxonomy places the organism in Eukaryota, Viridiplantae, Streptophyta, Magnoliopsida, Fabales, Fabaceae.